GUUCGUUCUGUGUUAGGUAUGUAUAAUUCGGGUAUUUUUGGUCACUCACAAUAACUAACUUUUAGUCAAGAAGGCCUACUACUACCUAUACAGGUUGAUUCAAAAUACAGUGGCAAUAUUUCUACAUUGACAGCUGGCUUAUUCCAUGAUUGACAGGUGGAUCAGGAGAAAACAUCCAGGGUGUCCUUUGGUACACUCUGUUUAUCUUUAUGUCAUGCGCAUAUUUUCUUGUGAAAUGUUCUGGAUCUCCGAGCUUUGACAUUCUCUGAUAAAACUAAACUAAAACUUUAAGGCUAAUUUUUGUACACGAUAUCCGCUGUUGGACAAGUUUCUAGCGUUGCUGAGGCACACUCAUCGCCAAUAUCACUUUCACAUUGUCUGAUCAUAUAAGGUCGACUCUCAAGCUGUAGGAACUCCAUAAUUCGUUCUUUAUCAUUCAAAUUAUCAAAAAUCUCGUUAAUACGCUGCGGAAUAAACAAACAGGAUGAAAAAGCAUAACAAUGGCAAAAUCACAAAAUUGCAAAUGUCUCUGACAACUCUUAAGACUUAAGUAGGGUGUAAUGACUUUGAGCACGAACUACUCGAAAUACGUAGGAGUAUAUACCUUCCUCGCAUGGGUAAAAUUGAAAAUACUCACUAUAUACUCCUAAGCAGCACGAUAUUCUGUUAAUUUUAAUUCCUACGUCUACCGGCAAUCGCGAUAAAUUUUGAAAUUACAUAUAUUUUUUGGAUGUUAUAUGACAUGUACACCACGAAACCUUGUUUUUAUUUCCGUCGGAGUGUCUGUUGAUCUGUAUAUCGGUAUGUAGGUAUGUUGGUCUGCCAGUCGGUCUGUCCGCAAAUCCUUGCUCCGUCUAUAAAUCGGAAAGCACUACUCGGAUUUGAAUGAAAUAAUUACACAAAGUCACAACCUACGCCUAGGACGAAAAAGCUUUGUAGAUUUUGAAAAUCGGUCUAGUGACGGCGCAGAAAAAUACCAAAAAUUCAAACCUACGAAUCGCUAUACUUCAUUUCUUGACGUAUCAGAGAAUACUACACAUUUUUGUAAGAAAUUUGAGCGGUAAAGCAUAUGGGGUGAACGUUUUAGGGGGAUGGGGGAGAGGGUGAGCGUUAGGAUGUAUCGCAAUUUUUCGAUGUAAGUAUAUUAACACACUCCUCCCCGAAAGCUCUACGCACCUAUAUUCACAUUUGGAUUUCCCCGUACAUUUGCCCUUAAAACCUAGAAAUAUAGUCUUCAACGGUCGAAGUGCCGGUCUUUUUCGCAUGACUGACGUUGUGCCGCAGAGCCGCGUCUGACUCAUCGUGGGAUUAAGGGGUUCGUAACAAGUUUUUUUUCUCGUUUGGUCUAACUUAAACAUGCUGUUUCCGUUCGUCCGAUCAAAGGUAGCCAACCAUGGACAGCUGCUUUGUGUUUUUGUGCUUUUUUGGCAACUCAUCAGCAUGGUCUGGCAUUCGUCUCUGAAACAACGAACGGAAGUAUAGCAACUACUGCUUAUACAGGAUAUGCCGCCGCCUCAUGUCGAUAUGAUCUAAAUUGUGCUGAACACAACCCUUUAUGACUUCGUUUUGCGAGAAGUCAACCUACUUGACGCUAUUUCUAAUAUAAGUUAUGUGCUUUUGUGUGUUUUAUUAUUGAAGUGAAAAAUUAUUACCACCAUGUGCUCACAUAAAAACAAUAGUUUAAAAUUCGUCAAUGGGUGAGCUUUAGACAAACAUUUGUAAACUUGAGCUUUAAUGAAAAAUCGUGUUCUAAAAUGAAAAAAGAAAUGUGGAUGAAAAGCUUAAAGCACAUAUGCUAUAAAAUAUGUAACUGCAAAAAUCUCAUCGAUGCAAUUAACUUGAAAGGCCCCGCUCAUAGACCCACAUCAUUUGAGAUCCUUUUUAGACCAAAAUUUGUUUCUUAGGUAAAUGGGAUACGUAGAUCACGAUCUGAUGCUAGUUCUGCAUUGAGAUUAACGAGAGGCAUUAAGAUUUGUUUAUAGAAUAGAACAAUUGUUUCAAUUGGGUAAUUGCCCAUAGUACCGGGAUCAGCAUACUGUGAGGAUUACAAUGAAAGUAUUCAAUGUCAGCCUGAGGAAAGCCGUAGAAUGGUUCCUGAGAAGAUUCACAGUUGAUAGGUUCACACGAUACGUGUUUAGGGUUACUUAUAAUACCACUACUGUUUAGGUAAGAACCUAACAAUAGACUGGCCUAGGGCAUCAAAACACUUGACCCGGCACUGUGUAUGCAUAUAUGAAGAUGAAGUUCGAAAAAGUACCUACAAUGGAUGUUGAUGACCUAGUGGCAUCGAUACAACGGUUCAGUUGGCCCGAUUAUGCUAUGUUCGUGCUAUCUUUAGGUAUAUGUCUUGCGGUUGGAAUAUACUUCGGAAUUUUUGCUAAGACGAAAAAUGCCCAGGAAUAUUUAGUCGGUAGUAGGAGCAUGUCUGUAUUUCCUAUAACAAUGUCACUAACAGCAAGUUGGGUCAGUGGAAUAUCUCUGUUAGGAACUCCAACGGAAAUCUACGUUUAUGGUACACAGUACAUCUAUAUUAUAGGAGGAGUACUACUAGCAACGAUAUUUAUGUCAUGGAUGUACUUACCAGUUUUUCAUGACCUCAAUCUGACUUCUAUGUAUGAGUAUCACGAAAGACGUUUUGAUAAGAAAGUAAGGUUAUUUGCAUCUAUUCUUUUCGCCAUUGGAAUGAUAAGUUGGUUACCCGUAGUGAUAUAUGUACCAGCUCUGGCGUUUAAUCAGGUUACUGGAGUAAAUGUUCACCUUAUAACACCUAUUGUAUGUACCAUUUGUAUAAUAUACACAUCUAUGGGUGGAAUAAAAGCUGUUGUUUGGACUGAUGUGAUUCAAAUAAUAAUCAUGUUUGGCGCAAUGAUACUUAUUGCAAUAAAGGGAACUUGGAAUUUAGGAGGUAUUGGAGAAGUGCUCAGAAGAAAUUGGAGUGGCCAACGAAUAGAGGGACCAGUUUUUGAUCCAAAUCCGCUGACGAGACAUACGAUAUGGUCAUUGAUAAUAGGAGGAUGCGUAUAUCUCCUUCAAAAUUCUGGUAUAGAUCAAAACAUGCUUCAGCGGUACAUGUCGUUGCCAACACUGAAAGAUGGACGCAAGUAAUAACAACUAGAGUUAAUCAUUUUUUCUUAAAUAAUCUCGGAUAUCUCUUAGGCUAUAUAUAUAGAUAAACUGAGAAAAGUUUGUAAUCUCAAAUCCGGUUAUUAUCCUUUCAAAUGUUUCUUUAAUGUCUUUCUGAGUGCGUAAAUAACAGCCUUCGACAUUCAUCACAUCUACCUCCCCUUGGUCAAAUAUUACAAGCAUAAAUGGCUUUAUUUACCUUUUUAUCAUGACGCAUGCAUUUUAUUUAACUCUGUACUUCGAGAAAAAGUAGCUAGGUAGCAGACAUGGUAGAAAAUUUAUCCCUUUAUCAUUAUCAUCAUCGUCGUCGACAUCAUCAUCAUAAUAAUCAUCACCAUCGUCAUAUCACCAUCAUCCUCAUCAUCAUAAUAAUCAUGAUCUUAAUGUCCCUUUUAAAUCGAUAUAUUUAAUUUAUUUUAGAGCAUUAUGGGGGUUUUUCUUUGGAUUAUCUGGCAUAGUGCUUAUAUGUUCAUACUGCGGAAUGAUUCUAUAUGCCACCUACUAUAAAUGCGAUCCACUGACUACUGGAGUAAGUUUCCAUAUUGGGUCAAACUGUAACACUCUUGCACACUGAUUAAAACUACAAAUUGGAGUUUAGCUAAUAUGUAUUUCUGAAAAAUAGUCUGUACGUAAGUUGGCAGCGAUCCACAAAGUUCCUUCAGGAAAUUCAAGCGGUUCAUCCAUUAAUGCAAACAAAUCCGUCAAAGUGAUGAUUCCAUUUAACCUUAUUCUACUCCAUAUUUCACCCUUGCUUUUUAAUUGUUAUUAAAGCGAGUGCUUCAUGUAUAUUCUGGGUUUACAAUAACAAUACCUCCUAAAAUACUUUGGGAUUUGAUUGCCGGGCGCUUGAAGUAAAUUUAGGAACUUUGGCUACAUUAAAACUUUCGUUUUUUUCACAUUCACCUGGCUGCAAGGAUUCUCCUGCAUAAAGGGAUGAGUGGCUUGAGAUACGAAUCCUCAUUUGAUUGAACAAAAUGAGAUUUUUUCCCGUUCCAGUUGGCCAAGCAAAAGGAUCAGUUGCUGCCAUUAUUAGUUGUUGAAGUAUUGGGGGAUUUUCCUGGACUUCCAGGAAUAUUUAUAGCUGGAAUAUUCAGUGCAGCUUUAAGGU
Molecule: messenger RNA, 4231 nt
Organism: Acanthoscelides obtectus
Lineage: Eukaryota; Metazoa; Arthropoda; Insecta; Coleoptera; Chrysomelidae
Source: the annotation of a GenBank genome assembly